UUCUCUAUUAAUUUAUUAGCCUUCCAAACUGUCCAUAUAAAUACUUCUCCAUUGUACCUCUUACCUCCAUAUAACAUUCUUCAAGCAAAAACUAAUUCCACAAAAGAAAAAAAAAGAACAAUGGCAAUAAAGAGAUCGAGCAAAGCGACGUCGUCUCAAGCAGCAUCUAUCAAGCAAAUAGUAAAGAGAUGCUCGAGUCUAAGAAAGAUGAAGAACGUAAAUGGUUGUUACUAUAACCAAGAAGAUGAUCUUCCUCAAGACGUGCCAAAAGGUCAUUUUCCGGUUUACGUGGGACCGAACCGAAGUCGGUACAUCGUUCCUAUCUCAUGGCUCCAUCACUCCGAGUUCCAAACAUUGCUCCGACUAGCUGAGGAAGAAUUUGGGUUUGACCAUGAUAUGGGUCUAACCAUUCCUUGUGAUGAAGUCUUCUUCAGGUCUCUUAUCUCCAUGUUUAGAUAAAGCCCGAUAUCGGAGACAGAUUAUUAUUCUUGAAGAAAAGAUUUCUUUAUUGGAAAGAAAAUUUGAAGCCGAGAUCAGUAAAUCCAAAAACAAGAAACAAACUCAUUUUUUAGGGUUGUCUGAUUAAGAUGCAAGAACAUGGCUAAAAAGCUUCGUAGGCAUUAACCCGUUUGUGGUUUUUUUCUUUGCUAAAUUUAUUAGUCAUUUUCUCUUUUAAAUAUUUUGUUGUAGUUGGGGUGGGGUGGGAGACUUUUUCCCUCAAGUCAACGUAAAAUGUUGAUCGAUGAUCUUGAGAGGAUUAGCUAGUUAACUUCUAAAACUUUAUUGGUUAAGAUCAAUCAAGAAUCCUCAAUAGUUUUGGUGGUUUGUGCUAACGAUGUUUAUGUGUUAUCAUCGUUCGAGUUAAAAUCCGC
Molecule: messenger RNA, 872 nt
Organism: Arabidopsis thaliana (thale cress)
Lineage: Eukaryota; Viridiplantae; Streptophyta; Magnoliopsida; Brassicales; Brassicaceae
Product: SAUR-like auxin-responsive protein family
Exons: 1
Coding region: 121-459 (112 amino acids)
Biological process (GO): response to auxin
Cellular component (GO): plasma membrane
Source: RefSeq, marked reviewed